AUGCCAUCUCCUCCAUUGACGACUCAUGACGAACAUAAUGAGGAGGAACAAUCGAUAAUGAGUCAAAUUGAUGAGUUGAAGAAAUUAUUCAUCAGUCACCAGCAGAUCAUAAGUGAGAAGUCUUCUAAUCUUGAAUCAAUAACUGAACGAUUAAACGAUGUCCGAGAAGGAAGCGAGUUUGAUGGAACAAUUGAAGACAUAAGAAACGAGUUAAACGGUUUGCUUAGUACUUUUCAAGGAAAGCUUGCAAAUGCAUCUACAGAACAGAGACAAACAGAGGAACGAGAGAACAGUUUAGGUGAGAUUUCGAAGUCAUUGACAGGAAUGGAGAAUGAACAUAGAACCGAAACUCCAUAUGAAACCAUAUCUCAAUUACAAGGUUACUUGCAUUCAAAUGGCCAUAAUUUGGGGAUAUUGAGUCAUUGCUUCAAUGAUGUUUUGGAGUCGACCAACGGGUUGAUGUCGGGCAUACCCAUGAAUAAGACCAAUACCACACACAUAAACGAACUAGUCUCUCUGAUAGAAGGCUGCAUAGGGUCAUUUGCUUUAUAG
Messenger RNA from Debaryomyces fabryi, 552 nucleotides. RefSeq lists its product as uncharacterized. The transcript has a single exon. The record is from RefSeq and is a predicted model, not a curated record. Lineage: Eukaryota; Fungi; Ascomycota; Pichiomycetes; Serinales; Debaryomycetaceae. The coding region runs from base 1 to 552 and encodes 183 amino acids.